AUGAGGAUUUUCAGGUGUAUUUUCUGCCUCGUUGUGGGCAGUGUGUCAGCUGUGGGCCACGCAGAGGGGGCCACUGGCGCCUCUCUCCUGGGUACGCUACUUCGCCCUUUGGAUGCGUUGAACCUCCAGACGGCCUUGAGCGCCCCAUCGAGCCUGUUAAGAGGCGACCGUACAGCAGGUUAUAGUGAAGCGAGGCCUCUUCUCCCGAAGCAGGGGGAUGUGUCUUUGUUGGACUCUGCCAAUACCCUAGAGCUCCUCUCCAGCCUUAGACUGCCGCGCCAGUCACUUACUGACUAUCUUCAACGGAGAACUACGGGAUUCUCCAGCAGAAAGUUCACGAUUGUUUCUGCCCUAUUCGGAGACGAGGCGGCCGAUCAAAAGCUCAACGAUGCAUUGGGACCGCCAGGAACUACGCAUGUGGAGCAGAGGACGGACUUCCCUACUCGUGACUCCAUCAGGCGCUACUACAAACCGGAGCCGCGGCUUCGUGCCGUGAAUGAGGCGCUGGGACUUCACGGUUUCCCUCCGCUUCCUUACUUGCCUCCGUUCCUUACGGACAGUGCAAAUGUGCUGGAAGGCGGCGACGCCAUAGAGCAGCUCAUCGAGAGGAUCAACAGCGGUCAAGGGCUUCCCGAGAACGUCAUAAACGAAUUUUCUUCGGAAGAGUACAGCUCUAUCCGUGCCUCCUGGCACCUCCCCUCAACUAGAAACUCUCCUCCCAACGAGGGUCUCGCCAGAAGCCCGUGGCCAAUUCCUCACAGAAACAGCGCAGCCCAAGGCAGUACGGCGCUACCGGGUCCAGAUGGUACCCGCCGUUUGAGCCACAACUUUUUGAACAGGGCGAUGGUAACAUCGAAUCCAAUAACUCUCUUUUACACAGCAGAUGAAAAGUAUCUUUGGGGAAGCAGCUGGACCACCAUCUUUAAAGUUGCGCGGACUAAGACAUCUUUGGCUGUUGUGGACUUCGUCCGAAAGAAAGUUGAGACCAUCAUGGAAGACAAGUUUCAUGGAGCUUACGCGCUACUCACGCAGGAGAACGUGUUCGUCGUUUCGACAGGAAAGCGUUUGGAGGCCUACUACGACGCGCCCAACUCCAACGGGGACCGCAUUAUGAUGCACCCUGAGACCUUUACGCUUCAAUCAGGCCUUCAGGGACUUGAUGCAGAAGCAGUCAGACCCCAGGAAGUCUUCCGCGCCCUGUGCAUGACCCAUGACGGCCACAUUGCCUGGGUCACUGACGUCGGGCGUCUGGGAAUACUGAACCGUGACGUGAAAAACGGCGGCUUUCGCAAGGCUCUUGCCAGCUUGAUGCUGGGAGCUGAAAAGCGUGAGAAAUCCGCAGCUAAGACGGACAAGACAUUAACACCAAACGGCAUUUCUGAUGCUUCCGAUGGCUCUGCCAGUGGUGCUUCUGACGAUAUUGAAGUGUCGAACAACAUUGCUUGCGACGACCGGGGCGGGAUAUAUGUGGUGUCCUCCAAGUACAUGCACAAGGCCGAAUGGAACGGCGAACAGCUUACUGUGGCUUGGGAAGAGCCCUAUGAUCUAGAGCCCGGUCUAGGGGGAACCGCUCCCGUGCGCCUUGGCGAGGGAUCGGGCAGCACUCCAACUCUUAUGGGCACUGCUAAUCGUCGCUAUGUUGUUAUUACAGACAGCGCGAAGCUCAUGAACCUAGUAGUUAUGAAUGCGCAGACCGGGAAGGUGGAAGCUAGACACCCCAUUACAUUUGGGGAUCCCAAUGCUAAGGAAACGGCCAGCGAACAGUCCGUUUUGGUUCAUGGUUGGCGCAUGGCAGUUGUAAAUAACCAGCCAACAGAGGAAACGAGACUGUCUACCAGCUUCUUACACUACCUGGGAAGCCCCACGACUUUCCUCGCAGGCCUCAGCUCUUCAGGCAAUACAUGGACGCGGUGGAACGACACCGUUACAGCGGCUCUCCCUGUCAUCGUGGGUGACGCCCCUAAGGGCGUUGAGCAAUUCGAAUAUGACCCUGACGCCAGGAAGAUUCGCUCUGUGUGGGUGAACAAGGAUAUUUCAAUCCCCAAUGGCAUCCCCUCAAUGAGCGCAAAGUCGCAACUCAUGUACGGUGUGGGCAAACGAUGUCCUCUUGGAGGCGAUGCCGCGCCGUUGAGAGGCAUGUGGACCCUUGAGGCCCUUGACUGGUGGACAGGGGUCAGCAAGUUCCACUACAACAUUGGAGUGGGGCCGAUGAGCAACUCAGUAUAUGCUGCCACGCAGAUUGGGCCAAACGAAAUCAUCACAGGAACUGCCGGAGGAAUCGUCAGGAUAAGGGAAGCAUUAUAG
Molecule: messenger RNA, 2304 nt
Organism: Eimeria mitis
Lineage: Eukaryota; Apicomplexa; Conoidasida; Eucoccidiorida; Eimeriidae
Exons: 5
Coding region: 1-2304 (767 amino acids)
Source: RefSeq, a predicted model, not a curated record